Molecule: messenger RNA, 776 nt
Organism: Spodoptera frugiperda (fall armyworm)
Lineage: Eukaryota; Metazoa; Arthropoda; Insecta; Lepidoptera; Noctuidae
Exons: 4
Coding region: 164-661 (165 amino acids)
Source: RefSeq, a predicted model, not a curated record
GUUUAAUCUGUAGAUAAACCUCGAGAUUAAAACUCGAGUUAUCAUGAUUGCAAUCAUUUAACGAAGAAGUUGCUCUAUCUGAAGUUAAUUUAUGUGUUUUAAUUAAGGUUCAACUUGUGGCCAGUUCUAAAUCAACUGCUGAAGGUAGUACAAUUAAUUGAAGAUGUUUCAUAAACUUGUUUCCAAUCUUCUAUUCUGGUGUAUUUUAUUGGUAAUUUGGCCCGAUGAAGCAAUUUGUCAAGCACCUGGAGACAAGCUAGAUGGGCGGGAACAGAAAGAAGUUGACAAGCGUGCACCCCCACCAAAUCAAUUUGAAAAAAUGCAACAAAAAAUGGUACUGCCUCUCUUUGACUUAGUCACCUACGGACCUACAAUUGUAUUUGAAGGCGUUGACUAUGAUCUUCUUGCAACUCCUACUUACAAAGAAUACUACGAUUGUUACUACUUACACACAAAAUGUGUUCGAGAUCAAUCCAAUUUUAAUGAAGUUUGUGCUUAUCAUUUAGUAUUGGGAUGGAUAAAUUUCGCGACUCCAUGUGAGAUAGAUCUUGCGAAUUGUCUACAUCGUAUGGAAAUGGGCAUACCAAUGUAUGGCGGAGAUAAGAAACAAGAUACAAUAUUUUUCCAAGGUGAAGGAAGUAAUUGUCAGGGAACCCAAUAAUUUUAAUUUAUUAAUUACAAUUAUAAUAAUGAGUACUAAGUAUACGCCUAUUGAGUAUGUAAAUUAAUGUCUCACUUAUCUAUAAUACAUUUUAAGAACUUGGCUUACUGUUCUU